AUGUUCCGAAUGGGUUCACUAAUAUCAUCUGUUAUUGUAGUGCUUAUACCGCCUCGCUCAACCUUCGAUGGCUUUAUCGUUCGAUACCACCCUUGGAGGUACAUUUACUAUGUUGCUAUAGCUAUCAUUGGCUUUGUCACUAUUCUGGUCUACCUGACCUUCCCAGAAACUGCCUACAUCAGAAAACCAGAGCUUCUUGCCUGUGAAGAUGCUGAUGACGCCGACACCAAGGCUGGAGCAGAGCACGCAGAAGUCCGCCGUUCGCUCAGGCCUACACCCAAAGUCUCUGAGUUCUUGUGGAGCGGACUCAAGCUUUACAACGGCACCUUCACAGAAGAAUCACUUUGGAAGAUGAUAGUUCGCCCAGUGAUGCUCCUGGCUUUACCUCCCGUCCUCUGGGCUACGCUCGUCAUGUCGGUCACCAUUGGCUUCAUCACCGCCAUCACUUCGAAUGUGGCUCCCGCUUUUGCCACCGCUUACGGGUUUGAAGCUUGGCAGUCUGGUCUGGCGUUCUUUGCCGCUGUUAUCGGUGCAUUUAUUGGCAUGUUCCUGGGCGGCUCGUUCUCUGACUGGGUUGCUGAGAUCUUCACCCGUCGUAACGGUGGCAUUCGUGAACCCGAAUUCCGUCUACCAGCGAUUAUGCUCAGCGUAGUCUGCGGACCAUUGGCACUCGUUCUCUACGGUGUUGUCAACUUCUGUAUCACCCAAGCAACCAAUAUCUCCCUCGUAUACACUAUUGAUUGCUAUCGACCAAUUGCGGGCGAAAUCGUUGUCACCCAGCUCGCCUUCAAAUCCGCUUUUGGUUUCUUGCUUGGUUUUUACACCAACCCCUGGGUCAAUGAAGCUGGUCACCAAACUGCCUAUGGAAUUAUGGGUGCGAUCUGUGGUGGUGUUUUAAUCUUUUGGAUUCCUCUCUUCUUCUGGGGUCAUAAGAUUAGAGUUGCCACACUUAGUUGGGGUAUUAUGAAGUAUGCACAUUGGGAUAUUGAUAGAGAGGUUGGUGAGUGA
Messenger RNA from Fusarium subglutinans, 1008 nucleotides. RefSeq names its product major facilitator superfamily transporter. The coding region runs from base 1 to 1008 and encodes 335 amino acids. The transcript is spliced from 2 exons. Lineage: Eukaryota; Fungi; Ascomycota; Sordariomycetes; Hypocreales; Nectriaceae. Gene Ontology annotation, molecular function: transmembrane transporter activity. The record is from RefSeq and is a predicted model, not a curated record. Gene Ontology annotation, biological process: transmembrane transport.